AUGGCUGAGGUUUUAAAGGAACAAGGGAACGGUUUGUUCAAAACCGGAGACUAUAGUGGAGCAGUGGAAAAGUAUACCGAGGCUUUGGGUCUCGAGCCUGGCAAUGCUGUAUUAUAUGGAAACCGUGCAGCUGCGUUGAUGCAGGCUCGUGAAUAUCUCAAGGCUUUCGACGACGCUAGCUUGUCACACCGUUUGGCACCCGAGGCAUGGAAGUCUCAGCUUCGGCUUGCAAAGCUUUACACGCUACUCGGGCGACCUGACGAUGCUUUAGGGCUAUUUACCUGCAUGAAUCCACCCGCGUCAAUGGGUGAUGUUCUACCCGCUCAAGAGAUGCUAGGCAAUCUCAAUCAAGCUAGGGCUAUUGUUACUGACUCCCAACGUGAGUACAAAUUAGGUCUUUAUGCUUUAGAGUCUGCUGAGCGUCAUCUGGGUCAGCGAGUUCCCACCCCACGAGCAUGGAAGAUUCUCCGUGCUGAACUUCUUAUAAAAGGUGGACUGGUUGCUGAGGCUGGUGCAAUUGCUAUUCAGCUACUAAGGGAGAAUUCUCAAGACCCAGAGGCUCUUGCUUUAAGAGGUAAAGUUCUCUACUACGAGGGAGACACUGCGAAAGCGGUGACUCACUUUUCUGAGGCUUUACGUCUUGAUCCGGACAAUUCCAAUGCCCGUCAAUUGCACAAGCUCGCUCGAGAGAUCUCCAAGGUUCGAGAGGAGGGCAAUGUUGCAUUCAAAAGCCGUGACUACGCUAAAGCUCGUGAGCUGUACACUCGGGCAAUUGAACUGGAUCCGCACAACCGCUUCGCUGCAUCCAGGCUGUUUUCUAAUCGCGCAACUGUUAACAUGCAACUGAAAGAUUUAACAGCUGCACUAGACGACUGUGAUGCAGCGCUUGAUGCUGACGACGGGUUUGUGAAAGCCUUACGCACCAAAGCACGGGUGCUUGGCCAGCUCGACAGAUGGGAGGAGGCCGUGCAAACUUUCAAAGAGGUAUUGGAGCGUGAAGACGAUCCCACCGUUCGACGGGAACUUCAAGAAGCCGAAUUCGAGCUGCGGAAAGCCUCACGAAAGAAUUACUACAAAAUUCUCGGGGUUGAGAAAACAGCCACUGAGAUUGAAAUCAAGAAAGCAUAUCGUCGUCAGGCACUUGUGUAUCACCCAGAUAAGAAUCCCGGCAACGAAGAAGCUGCAGAGAAGUUUAAGGAGGUUGGUGAGGCAUACGAAAUUCUCUCCGAUGUUCAAAAACGCGGCCACUAUGAUUCUGGAGUCGACCUUGAUCCCAUGGGCGGUAUGGGCGGCAUGGGUGGCAUGGGCGGCAUGGACCCGUCGAUGUUUUUCCAAAUGUUUGGAGGCCAGCAACAGGGCUUUGGAGGUGGUUUCAGCCAAGGGGGCUUUGGCGGCGGCUUCAGCCAAGGAGGUUUUGGCGGCUUUGGCGGCCAGCAGUUCCAGGGCCACGGUUUCAACUACCCCAUGUAA
This is a messenger RNA of Wickerhamiella sorbophila, 1470 nucleotides long. RefSeq names its product DnaJ subfamily C member 7. Gene Ontology annotation, molecular function: protein binding. The record is from RefSeq and is a predicted model, not a curated record. Lineage: Eukaryota; Fungi; Ascomycota; Dipodascomycetes; Dipodascales; Trichomonascaceae. The transcript has a single exon. Bases 1 to 1470 code for a protein of 489 amino acids.